CACAAUCCUGCCUUAGUUACAAGACCCCUCUCCUUCCGUCACACACAUUGCUCUCUCCUACUGCAAACGUGGAACUCUCUUGCGUCAUACCGGUCUCUUAAGAGCAGUUUGAGAGAGUUUUGCUCUAGUUCUUGCAUUUGCUUCCAGUGAAGAUCAUCCAGGUGGCCUUCACCUGACUCGACAGUUUUUUUUUACCCUUACACACAGCUCGUUGGCGGGUAGAAGCGCUGACCCGCCAUGUUUCUGGUUCUGUUGGUGACAGAUGAGUUGAGGCAGCUCCUGGCCAGGGCAAGAAAUGGGACUGGGCGUCUCAUCCAGGUGCUGAUCCGAGAUGAGCAGUUGGUUCCGGGUGCAUACCGUGAGCCCUCUCAGUCCUGGGAAAAAGAUUAUGACCCCUUCCUUCUUCCUCUACUCGAUCCCCAGGAGCCUUGCUACAUCCUGUAUCGCCUUGACUCCCACAAUGCCCAGGGAUAUGAGUGGAUCUUUCUUUCUUGGUCACCUGACCAGUCUCCAACCAGACAGAAGAUGCUGUAUGCUGCCACUCGUGCAACAGUGAAGAAAGAAUUUGGUGGAGGGCAUGUAAAAGAUGAGCUCUUUGGCAAUGUGGUGGAGGAUGUUUGUCUUCAGGGUUACCUUCGUCAUGUAUCAUCAAUCUCCAGCCCUGCUCCUCUCACACACGCUGAGCAGGAGCUGCAGAGAAUCAAAACCACAGAGUGCAGAGUUAAGCAGGUUAUUACAGAGAUGAGUGUGGAAACUAAGCCCCAGACGUUACAGGGCCUGGCCUUUCCGCUACAGGCAGAGGCUAAACACGCUUUACAACACCUCGCUAAGAAACACAUUAACUACAUCCAACUGAGGCUGGAUACUGAGAAAGAGACCAUUGAGCUGGUACACACUCGACCCACAGAGACACAUGAUCUUCACAGCAGGAUCCCAACAGACACUCCACGCUAUCACUUCUUCCUCUAUAAGCACUUGCAUGAGGGAGUCUACCUAGAAUCUGUUGUGUUCAUCUACUCGAUGCCGGGCUACCGCUGUAGCGUUAAGGAGAGGAUGCUGUAUUCCAGCUGUAAGAGUCGGCUGCUGGAGGGGGUGGAGCGGGACUACCAUAUAGAGGUGGUCAAAAAGUUGGAGAUAGAAAGCGGGGAUGAGUUGACGGAGCAGUACUUGUAUGAAGAAAUCCACCCUAAACAGCAUGCUCACAAGGAGGCGUUCGCCAAACCUCGUGGUCCUGCAGGGAAAAGAGGAAAUAAACGGUUGAUUAAAGGAGUGGGAGAGAAGGUUGUGAACAGCUAGACAGGAAAGCACAUGGGAAGCAGGUCCCUGCUCUUCCCUCCAGGGAUCUGAAGAUUUUGCAGUGUUAAGGCAUGACAGGAUGAACGAGGUUGAAAUGUGGUCUCCAGUUGUUUUUAUUCUUAUUGAUUGUGAUGCUUUGUUUUGUUUUGUUUUUUAAUUUUUAUUAGCUUGCGUUUCAUAAGUCGUGUUUCUUUUAAUCAUUCAUGUUUUAAAAAAUGUGUACACACUCAUCAAGAAAAGAAAGGGAUCUCAGGAAUUCAUUCAGUAUCUGUAAAUUGUCUGUUCAUGCUUUUUAUUCAUUCAGAAAUUGAAACUUGACAAUCAUGUUUCAUGCACAAAUUCAAUUAGGGUCAGUUAUCAAA
Messenger RNA from Ictalurus punctatus (channel catfish), 1658 nucleotides. Its product is annotated as twinfilin-2. Gene Ontology annotation, cellular component: actin filament; cytoplasm; myofibril. The transcript has 9 exons. Bases 238 to 1296 code for a protein of 352 amino acids. The record is from RefSeq and is a predicted model, not a curated record. Gene Ontology annotation, molecular function: actin monomer binding; actin filament binding. Lineage: Eukaryota; Metazoa; Chordata; Actinopteri; Siluriformes; Ictaluridae. Gene Ontology annotation, biological process: regulation of lamellipodium assembly; actin filament depolymerization; positive regulation of neuron projection development.